Molecule: messenger RNA, 518 nt
Organism: Nicotiana attenuata
Lineage: Eukaryota; Viridiplantae; Streptophyta; Magnoliopsida; Solanales; Solanaceae
Exons: 2
Coding region: 51-518 (155 amino acids)
Source: RefSeq, a predicted model, not a curated record
UUCUUUAUGUUCCUGAUAUUGAUCAAAAUUUAUUAAGUGUUGGACAACUAAUGGAAAAAGGAUUUAAAGUAUCCUUUGAAGAUAAAUAUUGUUUCAUUUAUGAUGCAACUGGACUUGAGAUUUUAAGGGUUGAAAUGAGAGGUAAAAAUUUCUCAUUUGAUCCAACCGAAGAUGAAGAAUGGAGCCAAAAGAAUCUACUAAGUACAGGUAAUUCUCCAACUGAGGACAUAUGUGAAAAUAAGGUAAGGAAGAAGUUGUCAAUAUUUCAGAAAAUGCAAUUCUGGAAGAAAGUUGACAAGUCUCAAGGCAAGAUGCAAAUGAAGCUGAAAAACGAGCCAACUUAUUUCAUUAACAAUCAUGAGAUGCAGCAAAAUACAGAAGUGAACUCGAUUCACUGCAAGUCCAAAGAUCAGUUGGCAGAUUUACGUACAAAGUCGCUUCCAGUUAAAGGUUUACAAGGGACAAAUUCAGAAGUUGCAGCUUCAAAAGCAAGGAGGAGUGUUAGAAAUAUGCCGUAG